AUGCUAGUUUAUUGUACAGGAUGUGUACAGUUAAGGAAAGAGAUUGAAGAGCUUAGGAAAAAGCUCCUCAUUCAGGAGAAGCUUCUUGGAGCUUUGCUUGAAAAGGAAAUCAAGCACAGUAUACAUGUCGGAGGAAGGAGGAGAUACAUGGAGGAAGAAGAAUCAGAAGAAGAGAAAGUGCAUGGAGAAGCACUUGUUGAAUUUGUAAAGGAGCGUAGGAAGAAGAGGAAAGUGAAGAAGAGAAAGAUUUUGGCAGAGGAGAUGAGGAGGAAGGAAGAGGAUGAUAGAAGGAAGAGAAAGGAAGCAUAUGAAAAAAAGAAGCUUCAACAGAAGAAUAAGGAGGAGGAUAGGAAAGAAUGA
Messenger RNA from Elaeis guineensis (African oil palm), 360 nucleotides. The record is from RefSeq and is a predicted model, not a curated record. NCBI's taxonomy places the organism in Eukaryota, Viridiplantae, Streptophyta, Magnoliopsida, Arecales, Arecaceae.